Pseudovirgaria hyperparasitica is the source of this 945-nucleotide messenger RNA. RefSeq lists its product as uncharacterized. NCBI's taxonomy places the organism in Eukaryota, Fungi, Ascomycota, Dothideomycetes, Acrospermales, Acrospermaceae. The record is from RefSeq and is a predicted model, not a curated record. The transcript has 2 exons. The coding region runs from base 1 to 945 and encodes 314 amino acids.
AUGCCUGUACCUGGCUAUUUCCCACGAACUCCCUCACCAUCACCGGCAAGCGGAAGUCGCUCGUAUCGCCUUUUCCGUACGCUUGUGCCCGCGCCAGAAGAAGCAAUGAUGAAUAUCGCGAGUCCAUCCGAGAGCAGCUCAAGCUCGCCGACCCCGGAGCAGCACGACUUUGUUGACUCCGUCUCUGAGUUGCACCUGUCAGCACUGCACGUCGACGAAGACAACAGAAGGUCGACCCGCCAGGCAUCCCUUGGACCCAGCGACAGCGCUUCGUAUGUGACGGCACGAGACUUCAACACAGUUUAUGCACCACCAGAAGAUCAAGAUGGCGAGAAGCAUGGUCUCAACGCUUCCGGCAUAGAGUCGAUGACUUUGCCGGGAGGUAUCACUGUCAAUGUGACAUACGGCAGGCAUGCAGCUUCACUCAAGCAUUCUCGUGUUUCCGACAGCGACAUGGACCACGUGCUUGGCGAAGAAAACGGAGAUGACAAUAGCUCUGGCGACGACAUCAGCACUUCACGACCCUCUCCGAGCCCAUACAAGCGUGCACGUCCGUCGAACAAAACCCAAGGCGGCACACGUACAGCGGCAGCAGGACGUGCAUCUGGCGCCCGCCGUCGACUGCCCGACUCCAGCAUCUCAACUCACAUGCGCGGUAUGACAGCGGCGAAUACAUUGAGAAUUGCACAAGAAGCCCAACGCCGCAGGAUCAUGCGCGAGGCAGAGGAGGCGCACCUAGGACAGCUUCGGGACAAGGCUAUGGCGAUUGAGCUGUUUGACACAAGUCUGAGGGCCGCGGUGGUGAGCUUGUAUCGCAAGGCGGCAGCGGAUUGCCCAGAGCUUGCGGGCCUCAGUAGGUUGUAUCAGGAGCUUGUGCAGGGUCUGGGAGAUGAAGGGUUAAUGAGGGAGCUAAGUGCGGUCGGGGUGUGGAAGGCUAGGUUUUAG